CGCCCGCAGCCGCGAUCGGGGAGCCGGGAGCCGGGAGCCGGAGCGCGGCUCCGCCAUGCCGAAACACGAGUUCUUUGUGGACAUGACCUGUGAGGGCUGUUCCAAUGCAGUCACCCGUGUCCUGCACAGGCUGGGAGGUGUCAACUUUGAUAUUGACCUGCCUAACAAGAAGGUGUACAUUGACUCAGAGCACAACGUUGACACCCUGUUGGAAACCCUCAAGAAGACUGGAAAGAAUGCUUCCUACCUUGGGGAGAAGUCUGCACAGUAGCCUUGCCUGGUGUGAGGAGCUAGGAACUCAAUCAUGACUUCAGCAAAAAGAUGGCUUAACUGUCUGCAUGUGUCCCAGCUUGCUGUGUCAUUCGACCUUUGCCAGAUGUUGGAAAGCAGAGGGCUGGCAGGAGGAGACAGCUGAGCCUUGGGCUCCAGAAGUGAGAGGUCUGGGGGAGGUUGUGUGGUGUUUCUAGUCCCACAGUAAAUCAAGGCACUGCUUUUAACUUUC
Messenger RNA from Motacilla alba alba, 502 nucleotides. RefSeq names its product antioxidant 1 copper chaperone (gene ATOX1). The transcript has 4 exons. Gene Ontology annotation, cellular component: cytosol. Bases 56 to 271 code for a protein of 71 amino acids. NCBI's taxonomy places the organism in Eukaryota, Metazoa, Chordata, Aves, Passeriformes, Motacillidae. The record is from RefSeq and is a predicted model, not a curated record. Gene Ontology annotation, biological process: copper ion transport. Gene Ontology annotation, molecular function: copper chaperone activity; metal ion binding.